Messenger RNA from Durio zibethinus, 1800 nucleotides. RefSeq names its product SOUL heme-binding family protein (gene SOUL-1). Lineage: Eukaryota; Viridiplantae; Streptophyta; Magnoliopsida; Malvales; Malvaceae. The record is from RefSeq and is a predicted model, not a curated record.
UCAAAGUGCAAGGAUAACAAAUUAAAUCUCCUCAUUGAUGCCCAUUUUUUUUAACAUUGGAAACAAAAAGCUAUCAAAAACAGAAAAAAAAAAAUCAAUCACCUGAAAAUGGAAGUUCAGAUUGUUGUCUUAAAAAGACCAGUUCUACUUUAGAAGACAUGGUACUGUAACACCGGUUAAGUCCCAACCACCCCCUCCUAUGGUGAGGCUGUGUUUAACGAAAAUGGCAGCCGUUUAUAGGGUGAUUAGAGACAAACCCUAAUGGGCCUAUUGGAAAGUAAACCCAUAUCUGGCCGAGAAAUAAGUAGAGGGAUUCGUUUGCUAUUCAGUUUCGGACUGGACUGGCUGAAGGCUCAAGCCUUUUUCAGAAAAGAGCAAUAAAUGUAUGGGACCUAUAUCUAUUUGAAAUGUCUUAUGGAACUAAAGCAGACUAAAGUUUUUGAGUCCAACGGUAAUAACCAAGUGCCGCCUAGCGCCUAUUCUAAGCUUUUGCAUGGUCUUGCUUAGAUUAUCUGGUGAUAUUUUCUGUCAUUGCAACGGCAACAUUACAUGAUGAUUGGUGGGAUAUUAAGAAGGCUAGCUUGAGUAAACCGUAGAAGCCAAAAGGCUCAUUCUUCGUUUAAGGUCGUGGAUCAAUUAAGUCCUCAUUAUCCAUUUGAGGUCGUGGAUCAAUUAAGACCACAAAUACAUCUCCAAAUUCGUGCCACAAAACCCAGAAGCAUAUACAUGGAGUCUUGCCGUCUCUCCCAAGAAAUACCUUUUGACAAAAUUAGCAUUGAUUGAACAAUCUAGACGCCAAAGGCAAAUUCAACACUUUCUUUCCUUCUGUCUGGUUAUAUAAGAUUCCUCACUGGUUUAUGCAUUCACUAAGUUUAAAUCUACUUUGAAUCCUCUAGUUAGAUCCUCAGGCUUUCUAAAUCCAACUUGUUUCUCCAACAUGGGUCUGAUUCUUGGUAAGAUCACUGUAGAAACUCCAAAAUAUGAAGUGGUUCACUCCUCAGCUGAUUAUGAAAUCCGAAAAUACCCUCCUUCAGUUGUGGCGGAAGUCACGUACGAUCCAUCUCAGUUCAAGGGGGACAAAGACGGUGGCUUUUCAGUCUUAGCAAAUUACAUAGGUGCCUUAGGUAAUCCGCAGAAUGCAAAACCUGAAAAGAUUGCCAUGACUGCUCCAGUGAUUACUAAAUCGCCCGGAAGUGAAAGUGAAAAGAUUGCCAUGACCGCUCCUGUGGUAACCAAGGGUGACAAAAACAUGGUGACUAUGCAAUUUUUGUUGCCAGCGAUGUACAAGGGGGCGGAGGAGGCACCCAAGCCAUUGGACGAGAGGGUGGUGAUAAGGGAGGAAGGAGAGAGGAAAUAUGGAGUGGUGAAGUUUGGAGGAGUGGCAACAGAUAAGGUGGUGGAGGAGAAGGUGGAUAACCUGAGGAAGAGCUUAGAGAGAGAUGGGCACAAAGUGAUUGGCCAGUUUUUGCUGGCUAGGUAUAAUCCUCCUUGGACUAUACCCGCUUUCAGGACUAACGAGGUUAUGAUACCAGUUGAUUAAGUGCUGAACUCUGGCUUUUGAGUUCUGCGAAGGUGGUUUGUUUAUUAUAUUUGUUUAGCUGUACUUUUUCUCACAAUUAUCAGUCUUCGCAGAUUGUGGUUAGUUUAUUAUACCAGUUGAGUAAGUGCUGAACUCUGGCUUUUGAGUUUUGUGAAGGUGGUUAGUUUAUUAUAUUUGUUUAGCUGUACUUUUUUCUCACAAUUAUCAGUCUUCGCAGAUUGUGGUUAGUUUAUUAUAUGAAUAUUUUGAAAUUUUUGAUG